Molecule: messenger RNA, 2326 nt
Organism: Drosophila erecta
Lineage: Eukaryota; Metazoa; Arthropoda; Insecta; Diptera; Drosophilidae
Gene: Mks1
Product: Meckel syndrome type 1 protein
Exons: 1
Coding region: 144-2207 (687 amino acids)
Biological process (GO): cilium assembly
Cellular component (GO): MKS complex
Source: RefSeq, a predicted model, not a curated record
UAAUCGAUUGGUUGCCUGGGCAACGGUAUUUCAAAAACCACAAGCAAAACAAAAUGGAAAAUAAACAAAGAAGGCCAGUAGCUUACAAUUGUUGAGGUUCAAGAACGAAACUAAAAAACGACCGGGAAAAUCAUCGAGAAAUCAUGCAAAAGAGCAGGGACAUAAAACGCACGGGAGUUUAUCGCGUGAGCGGAAACAUUGCAGAUCUCCAAUUGGAACUGAAGCUGCGUCACAUCAGUGAAUGGCUUCCGGUACCCAAGUUCGAGUACGUGGGAGCGCAGUCGACGAACGCACACGGCGACCACUAUCCCGGAUCGGAGGAAGACAUCUGGCAUGACUGCUAUAUCCAUAUUCCCUGGGGCGAUGAUUCGUAUGAUGGCAAGAAUCGCUUGGGCUAUUACUGCAGUUAUUACAAUGUGGGAACUGGUUACACCGGCAAUGCAGUCAUCAGACGAACGACGAGUCCCAUAACUCAGCACGCGGGGGAUGACAAGGCGGAGAAGGAGGAGGUAUUGACGGAUCUGGAGACCCAGAGUAAUCCCUCGUGGAGCAUCCAUUGUGAUACUAGUCGGCCGCCCUCUGGUGAUCUGUUCUAUGAACGGAAUAAGGAACUCUGCAAUGGCGCUAUAGCCACAAUACGCAUAUCCUGGCAGCAAAAGCACUUUAGUCAAGCGGAAAUGGAGCGAUACAUAAACGAUCCCGGAAGUUGUGCCUCAAAACUCCAGCGACUCUAUCACAAUUGGGCCUUGGAAGCCCAGGAGCUGCAGCAGCAAUAUCAAAGGAAACUGGAGCAUCAGCAAGACGCGGAGCACGAGCAGGCGCCUGCAACCAUUGCAGUUCGUCGCCGGCUGCGCAAGUCCAAGUCUAAACCGAGAAGCUGCUCCGCCUUAGUUCGACGGACAGGUAAUAGUCUGUCCUCGGCGAAUAUGUCGGAUGUUUCGGUAGUGGAUGAUCCCAACUUUGCUGCCAGAACUUGCCUCAUACACACCCUAUUGGAUAAUGAUCCCGAGAAUCUUAUGCCCGCCGAUGCGAGUGAGUUCCAUAAAAAGGGCUACCAGCUAAUGUACAUCUAUGCUGACUUACAGCAGGACACUCUGUUGGUUAGUAUACGAUAUGACCCCGAACACGGUCUGCUCUAUGUCUAUCCGGAUUUCAGCAGCAGUGCCGCGGAUCUGGAUUACGUGGUGCAGAUCGAGCGCAAUAACGACUGUCGCCAGUUGUAUGCCUUUGGCUUUGAGAAUGUCACACCGCUGGAGGCCUACGACGAUGCCGGUGUUCCGGAGGAGGCAGAUGGAGAGGACGAGCAGGAGGUGGGAAAUGGCUUAGCCCUCGAAGAAGAUCUGCCCGAAGAAGCCUCCGCCGAGGAGAUUCUCGAGUUUUACCACAGACGGCGAGCAACAGCCAGCGAGAGGAGAAGUCUCCUCCAGUUCGAAAUGCCGCCCAAGAGGAUGAAGCGGGUCAGCCUGUUGCUGGAACUGCAGGAGGCCCAGAACUUUGAGAACCCCAACAUACAUGUUAGAUACUAUCUCAAAGCUCCAGCAAAUACCCUCUAUGAGGGCACACCUGGUGUGGAUCCCAUGCAGGGAGCCACGGCCACGUGCAGGAAUGCCGGCGACUGGCGGAGUGCCCAUUUGGGUCACUGCUGGCAGGUGACCCUGCUCCUGGAGGAACAACAUCAUCCGGCCGAUCUACUGCAUCUGUACUUUGAAGUGAUCAGCAUUGAUAGCUGGCAGCGGGAGCGAUGUGAGGGAUAUGCCCACUAUGCCAUAUCGCUGACAUCCGCUCUGCCAACGGACUCCAUACGGCUGCAGUGCCUCCGACCACUGGGCAACUGGCUGGAUGCCCUCAAUCGGUAUUUCAUAGGCGGUCGGCAGCUGUUCGACUUUGAGUCCUUCUUCAAUGUACACCGGCAGUCGGAAGUGCAUUACCGUUUGCAUUUCAGCUCGGACAGGGCAAUGACCACCACGGGAACACUUUCGCUGCGGCUCCAAAAGCUUCAGCAGCGGCCAGUGGACACAUCUAACCAGUUUCACCACCAUUUCCAUCUGGAUCUCGGCCACGAUAGCAGCGACGAUGGCGGCAGCAAUGAUGAAGAGGUCAAAUCCAGUUCGAACGCUGAUACUUCGAGGGCCACCACCUUGGACGAGGUGAUGGCCGCCUUUGUGGAGGCCAGGGAACGGAUCGAGUUGCUCCUGGGAACCAGCUGAGAAACACCCUCACUUCCAGGCUGAGAUGGGAGCCCUUUUUUUAUAAACUAUAAUUUAUAUAAAAAAUUUGGUGGAUAUUUAGAAACCUAAGCAUACAUUUGAUAUGGAAUAUCAUCAAA